UUCCCAACUUAUAGUCUUCGUUUUCAUUUUCAAGUGCAUCUUGCAGUGCUACAUUACAUUUCACCCUCAUUGCAUCAAUCUCAGAGUUCUGCAUUAGGGUUCAAACUGGAGAUCCACUUUUCUUCAUUGCACUGCCCAAAGCUUCAAGCUUUAAGGCUUCCACGCCUCCAAUCGAAAUGGGUUUCUCCCCAAUUUGUUGACGCCUUCUCACAUUGGUCAAAUUCCGAAACUCGAUCUCUUCAUUCUCAUUGAGUUUUGGUUGGACUGUGUUUUUGAAGAUGAGGAGAACGAAAAGCAGUGAACUUCCCAAUUCGAGGAGGUUAAGGUUGUCUCAUUUUUUGUUGGGCAUUGGGGUUUUGUACUUGCUUUUUAUAUCAUGCAAGUUCCCAAACUUUUUAAGAAUUUUAUCAACGUUAAGUGGGGAUGAGGGUGAUGAUAGAUUGGAUGGGGAAGCUGUUGGGGUUGGGGUCAAUGAAGAUACAGAUUUAACCAAGACUUUUGUGAGUUCUGUUUAUAAUGAUGAUUUUCGCCGGAGAUUAGAUUUAGAAGAUGAUAGGGACCAGGGUGCACCCCUUAGGCCAAAUAAGGAGCCAGUGAGGGAGGCAGAACAUGGUCUUGAAUCUGUGAAGCGGAUUCCGCCGGGAUAUGGUAGGAUAACUGGGAAAAUCAUGCAGGAACAGAAGAGGACCAGUGAUAUGUCUGUUCUUGAAAGAAUGGCGGAUGAGGCAUGUAUACUAGGGUCAAAUGCUUGGAAAGAAGUAGAUAGUGUUGAUGAGAAGGAGUGGGAAGAAAGCAAUACACUUGGAGGGAAAUCUGAGUCAUGUCCUUCUUGGAUAUCAAUGAGCGGGGAAGAAUUGGUUAAAGGAGAUAGUUUGAUGUUUCUUCCUUGUGGGCUUGCGGCAGGUUCUUCAAUCACUGUGGUGGGGACACCCCAUUAUGCUCAUAAGGAGUAUGUCCCCAAGCUUGCCAAGUUGAAGAGAGGCGACGGGUUAGUUUCAGUUUCACAAUUCAUGGUUGAAUUGCAAGGGCUAAAGUCGGUGGAUGGGGAGGAUCCUCCGAAGAUCCUUCACUUGAAUCCUCGAAUAAGAGGGGAUUGGAGCAAACGGCCAGUAAUUGAGCAUAAUACAUGUUACCGAAUGCACUGGGGAACCUCUCAAAGAUGUGAUGGUCUGCCAUCCGGAGAUGAAGAAGAAAUGCUUGUUGAUGGAUACCGACGAUGUGAGAAAUGGAUGCGAAAUGACAUUGUAGACUCAAAAGUGUCCAAGACAACAUCAUGGUUUAAGCGGUUUAUAGGGCGUGAGCAGAAGCCAGAAAUGAACUGGCCAUUUCCUUUGAUAGAGGGUAGAAUGUUUGUCCUUACACUGCGUGCUGGUGUUGAUGGAUACCAUAUUAAUGUCGGGGGUCGCCAUGUAACUUCAUUUCCAUAUCGGACUGGGUUUACACUUGAGGAUGCUACAGGGUUGGAAGUUAAAGGGGAUGUGGAUGUUCAUUCAAUUUAUGCUACUUCUCUUCCAACUUCCCAUCCAAGUUUCUCACCUCAAAGAGCACUGGAAAUGUCAGAGACCUGGAAAGCCAUGCCUUUACCCAAACGUCCUAUUAAACUUUUCAUUGGAGUUCUUUCUGCUUCAAAUCACUUUGCAGAACGAAUGGCCGUUAGGAAAACAUGGAUGCAAUCAGAUGCAAUCAAGUCUUCAGAUGUAGUUGUACGGUUUUUUGUUGCACUGAAUCCAAGGAAGGAAGUAAAUGCAGUGCUGAAGAAGGAGGCUGCUUACUUUGGUGAUAUUGUAAUUUUGCCCUUUUUGGACCGCUAUGAGCUCGUUGUUCUUAAAACUGUGGCCAUAUGCGAGUUUGGGAUUCAGAAUGUGACCGCUGCAUAUAUUAUGAAAUGUGAUGAUGAUACAUUUGUUAGGGUGGAUACUGUCUUAAAGGAAAUUGAUAAGGUACCCCAGAAAAAGUCCCUUUAUAUGGGAAAUCUCAAUCUCUUGCAUCGGCCUCUGAGAAAUGGCAAAUGGGCAGUCACUUAUGAGGAGUGGCCAGAAGAAGUAUAUCCUCCUUAUGCAAAUGGGCCUGCAUAUGUAAUCUCCAGUGACAUUGUCACUUUCAUCCUAUCUCAACACAAGGAUAGGAGACUAAGGCUCUUCAAAAUGGAGGAUGUAAGCAUGGGAAUGUGGGUUGAGCGAUAUAAUAAUAGCAUGGCGGCAGUCCAGUACUCUCACAACUGGAAGUUUUGUCAAUAUGGAUGCAUGGAGGGCUACUUCACUGCACAUUACCAAUCACCAAGGCAGAUGAUCUGUCUAUGGGACAAAUUGUCACAAGGUCGACCUCGUUGCUGCAACUUCAGAUGACUUUGCAUGAACAACUUUUCCACUUUGAUUUGUCAUUGUAUCUUUGUAUUUUUGUAUCCUUGUGCUGAUGUUAGCUCACCUAGGUUAAUAUUUGGAAAACUACAAUUUCAACAAAAUGUAUCACAUUCAAUCGGCUAGAAAUAGAAUUUUGUAUAGAUGUUUUCUGAGGAGGAAAACAGAGAACUGAAAUGGAGCCUCAUACAUUAUACAUACUUUUGGUCGGAAAAGAAAAGAAAAACACAUCAAUGAGAAAUCUUCAUUUGGUGUUUGUGCAGCA
This is a messenger RNA of Lotus japonicus, 2622 nucleotides long. Its product is annotated as hydroxyproline O-galactosyltransferase GALT2-like. Gene Ontology annotation, cellular component: Golgi membrane. The transcript has 8 exons. Bases 279 to 2345 code for a protein of 688 amino acids. Gene Ontology annotation, molecular function: carbohydrate binding; galactosyltransferase activity. NCBI's taxonomy places the organism in Eukaryota, Viridiplantae, Streptophyta, Magnoliopsida, Fabales, Fabaceae. The record is from RefSeq and is a predicted model, not a curated record.